Kwoniella shivajii is the source of this 471-nucleotide messenger RNA. RefSeq lists its product as uncharacterized. The transcript has 3 exons. Gene Ontology annotation, biological process: G protein-coupled receptor signaling pathway. Gene Ontology annotation, molecular function: G-protein beta-subunit binding. The record is from RefSeq and is a predicted model, not a curated record. Gene Ontology annotation, cellular component: heterotrimeric G-protein complex. The coding region runs from base 1 to 471 and encodes 156 amino acids. Lineage: Eukaryota; Fungi; Basidiomycota; Tremellomycetes; Tremellales; Cryptococcaceae.
AUGUCAAGCACCAACACCAACACCAACACCAACACCAACACCAACACCAACACCCAAACCCAAACCCAAACGCCAACACAUCUAACAGCUGCAGAUUUAAUCGUUCGACCGCAUAAACAAUCAAUGGCAGAAUUAAAAUUACGUAGAUUGACCGAACACAAUCAGAGAUUGAGAGAAGAUUUAGCUCGACCCAGAGCAAGAGUCAGUGAAGCCAGUUUAGGUUUAAUCAAAUUUUGUACUUCUACACGAGAUCCCAUGCUCCCUUCAGUAUGGGGUGCAUCAGGUAAAAACUCAGAUCCAUAUUCACCACCUGAGAAAGGAUGUUGUACCUGCGGAAAGGGGAAAUCAGAUGUGGAUCAAUGGAAUCAAGUCAUUAAUCAAGAAGGUAAAUUUGUAAAGGUUCAAAAAUCAGAUAUGUACAAGGACCAAAAUAGAUUGGUAGAUUUGAACACAAUCAAUAAUAUCGUUUAA